AUGGAACCAUUUCCAUAUAAAAAUGAAGAAAACGAUAAUCCUUUUCAAACUUCAAGUUAUUACGGUGAUCAAAUUACAAAAGACUCCACUUUACUCGAGAUUGACCUUAGCACACCUGUCUCUCCUACUUCCAUACAAUUUGCUGACAUAAAGCCACGCGGAAUAGAGAUUUCCGAUGAACAUGAUCCAAAACAGUGGUCCAAGACAAAUAAAUCUUUGGUGCUGGUAUUCAAUUGUUUCGGGGUAAUGCUGGUGGGACUUUCUAAUUCGAUAUUCUAUCCAGUGAUACCGUUAAUAAGAGACGAGUUAGGUUUCACCAACGAAGUUGCCAAUAUUAUAGUUGCGAUAUACCUUUGCAUUGUGGGAAUUGCGCAACUUGGUUGGGCAGCUUAUUCAGAUGAUUACGGAACAAGACGUCGCGUUAGUCUUUGGAUGCUGUUAAUAACACGAGUCUUUCAAGCUUGUGGAAUCUCGGCGGUUCUGUGCAUCAGCGCUGGCAUAAUAAACGACAUGUAUAUACCAACGGAACGUGGAUUCGCCUAUGGAAUACUCUUCUCUGGCUACCUAACAGGUCAUAUGAUCGGACCCAUAAUAGGAGGAUUGAUAGGAUUUAAUAUUGGCUGGCGAUGGAUUUUUUGUCUUUGCUCUGUACUCAGUUUGGCACUUCUCUUAUUCACAUAUUCUCUUCCAGAAACAUUCUACACUCCUCUUCCUUCAACCUCAACCAACCAUCCACUAUCACAUUCAUUCGAUGGAGUGCCUUCUUCCUCAAAAUCAAAAAAAUCUCCAAGAUUCUUUAACCCUUUAUCCCCAUUAUCGUUAUUUCGUUAUCCAAACAACACUUUAAUUAUAUUCGGCAUGAUAGGUUUUUCACUGAUUUCAUACCUUCAAGACUUUUUAUUACUGAACACUUUUGUUGCUCAACGUGGCACGCUAUCCGAUGAAUCGAUUAUAAUAUUCCUUGUUAUUUCGUUGGGGUGCAUAGCGGGAAGUUUGAUAGGUGGAAUGCACUCGGACCUUAAACUAAGGAAGUCAAAAUCGCCUAACGAUGAUGAAAUUUUUC
Acaulospora morrowiae is the source of this 1063-nucleotide messenger RNA. NCBI's taxonomy places the organism in Eukaryota, Fungi, Glomeromycota, Glomeromycetes, Diversisporales, Acaulosporaceae. The record is from the annotation of a GenBank genome assembly.